GAGAUGGAGGUGCGACUUCUGACGUAAAUGUUAUCACUCGGCAAAGGUUUAAAAUGUCGCCAGGGUCUUUAGUUGGGCUUAAAAGAAAAAUAUUAAUAGCUGGUUUUAUUUAAGAUAUAUAAACAAUUCGCUAGAAGUCUGUUGGUUGCAUUACAUCACCACACAGACAGUCGUGGUGCACCCACACAGGUGUUCUCUGUUUCUCUAACUGGACUGAAGAAACCCGCAGGUGUAGCCAAUAACAUUAAUGAUAGCUUUGUGCCAUUUAAUUUAGCCAUGACACUCGGCAUGCAAAAACAGCAGAACUGAACUUAGAACGCUUUUAUUGACCAUAGCCAUUAUUAAUGUUAAUAAUUAUCAGGUCCCAGGAAAGACUGUACAAAGAGGCCCAGUUACUCUGAGCCUCCUUCUCUUAGGCCCCGCCUCACCAGGAAAUGCAAAAACAAACUCAGCAGUUUCACUUUUAGCAAUGUGUUUACGGAAGAUAGAAGACGCACAGUACUGAGGGUGUUUAUCAGCUUUAACUUAAAGUCAUCAAAGAAGAGAAACCAAGAAUGGAAGAUACAGAGAAAUCAAAGCUUGAGGAGAUGCUGAUGUGCCCAGUGUGCCAGGAUGUCUUUAAGGAUCCCCGGCAGCUGCCCUGUGGACACAGCAUGUGUAUGAGCUGUCUGGAAAACAUAAUGGAUCACUCCUUGGAUGUUCCCUUCCGCUGUCCAGACUGUAGGGCACAUUUUGGUACAGUUGUCGGGUUACAAAAGAACUAUGCGCUUGCCAACAUCGUAGAGGACUUCAGGGCGAGCAGGAAGAGGAGGGAAGAGCAGUCAAAAAGUGUGUACUGCGACUACUGCUUGGAGAAGAAAACUCUGGCCAUCAAAAUGUGUCUAAAGUGUGAAGUGUCCAUGUGCCAAGAGCAUGUCAACGACCACCUGGAGCUGCCGGUGUUCACAGGACACCCUUUGGUCAGACCUCUGGGUGACCUCCAAGAGAGGAAAUGCCCACAGCAUGAGGACGAGGUGCUGAGGUACUACUGCAACACAUCCAGGCGCUACAUCUGCAACGUGUGUUCCCUUGAGAGCAAGCAGCACACCCUGGCCACUGAGGCCUCUACUGUCCUGCGGAGACAGCUGACUGAGUACAUGGACCAACGCUUCAACAUGCUCAGCAAGCAAAUUGGAGAAUCCAAUCAAUCAGUAAAAAAACUGCAAGAAGUCAUCCAACGUGAAAAACAGAAAGUGAACCCUGCCGACUCGACCCUCAACAGUGUCACAGUGGUGCUGCUCUGUCUGUGGUUCAUUGUUCUGUAUUAUGCCUACAACUACUCUGUGGAAAACCAGAUGCUGACAGAAGCACUGGACAAGCAGCAGAACCGCGUGCAUCACAUUUAUUCCACCAUUGCAGAACUUUUAGUCGGUCAUCCAAUGAAGAGCCACAAACCUCCAGAGACAGAUGAUCAAGGAAUCCUCAUGUGGGAUCUGGACACAGUCAGUCCUUUCCUUGGAGUCUCAGCCGACCUCCAAACAGUUGAGAGAAUGAAAAUUCAGGUGGUCUAUUCCGACAGUGACAGCCGCUUUGAUGAAGCUCCGCAUGUCCUCUCCACGCGGUGCUUCUCCACUGGUACCCACGUCUGGGAGGUGGAGGCUGAGGGACACUGGGAUAUCGCUGUGUCCUACAAGAACAUCCAACGCAAAAGCAAGGACAGCAGCACCUUCGGAAAUAAUGCAGAGUCCUGGAGCCUUACACACAAUGGCAAAGGCGAGCUGUUUGCUCAUCAUAAUAAAAUAAAAACCGUUCUCCCUGGACCCUUGCAAAGCAGUCGAAUAGUAGUGAUGGUUAAUUUUGAGAAGGGCAACAUCACGUUUAGUGCUGUGGAGCCCACAGUCACACAGCUACAUGAGUUCAAGGCUGAGCUGGCUCAGCCGGUGUGCCUGGGAUUGGGGCUUCACCGUGAGGAUCCACCUAGCAGAGCCUCUAUUGUCAAAGCUACUUGAAAAUCCUACAAACUGUCACAAUAAUCAGCUAACACAGCAUCCAGACUGCCUUAUAUGUAGCUGGUAAUCAUGGAGAACUAACUUGACUUGCACUAAAAAGUGGAGGGGUCUGAAAGGAAAGACCUGAAUAUGUCACUGCCAGAAAAUGAAACCUUUGCCUCAGGAAUAUGUUUUUGUAUUUCAAGUUGUAUGAAGGUACUUAAAUCAUAUGUGAUUAAAAGAUGUUUCCUUUCA
Epinephelus lanceolatus (giant grouper) is the source of this 2222-nucleotide messenger RNA. The record is from RefSeq and is a predicted model, not a curated record. Lineage: Eukaryota; Metazoa; Chordata; Actinopteri; Perciformes; Serranidae.